Pseudocercospora fijiensis CIRAD86 is the source of this 1314-nucleotide messenger RNA. RefSeq lists its product as uncharacterized. Lineage: Eukaryota; Fungi; Ascomycota; Dothideomycetes; Mycosphaerellales; Mycosphaerellaceae. The coding region runs from base 1 to 1314 and encodes 437 amino acids. The transcript is spliced from 10 exons. The record is from RefSeq and is a predicted model, not a curated record.
AUGACUCCGACUCACCGUCGUCAGCUGCAUUGCACUCCGGAGACUGAUGACGGUGUCCCAGCCUACGGGCGAGGUGAUUCAGCCGCGCCCUUUGGGGUCGCCGGUUGGGCACCGAGGUCGCCGCCUUUGAUCUUUUCAUCAUCUUGUUGGCCUGUGGCUGGCAGCGGGAGAAGAGAAUUCGUUGUCGUGGUCGAUGGCCAGCUUGCUGCAACGACAACACCAUCACCAGACACACACGCGCACGCACACAACACCAUCGCGCCAUCACAGCACUGUCGUCCCCUUCUUCAGCGCACUUGCAACACGCCCCCUCCGCAUUCCCGCCUUCUUCACACCAUCAGCAUCGCAUCGCUGCCCCCGCCAUCACGCUUCGCCACCACCCUCCAACACCGCGCACAACACCACCAAAGAAACACAAUGAAACCCUACCAAGGCCCCGACGACACCACCUUCCCCGGCUACCGCAUCUUCCUCGAGAGCCGCCUGAUCUUCAACGUCACCCGCUACCCAACCCCUGAGCUCUACCAAUUUCACUACUACGGUGGCUGGGACGGCAAAUGGCGGCAGAUGUGGAUGAAAGAGGCGAGAGAGCAAUUUGAAAAGAUGCAGGGGAGUGAGGACUCUGGCAAGGGCGAUGCUGGCGGUGCGGUUAGGGUUGUUGGAGUUGCUACGAAAGAGCUGCCUCUUCUCUCAUCCAUGGUCACUUGCGUGGUUCACCUUUGCUGGCUGACUCCGCUUGCAGACACUGACCACGCAUCCCUCUCGAAGGGAAGCUCCUUGAGUCUUCGUUUCGGAGCUGACUCGACUGCUGCUCUUUCUCGCUUGAGGGAGAACUACUUCUAUUUCUCCAUUGCCACAUCCGCUAGACGUCAAAUCCUGAAGCGAGAGGGACGAUUCAGGAGAGUGGCACUAGAUGAAGUUAAUCUUACGCACCCCAGGCAUCCCAACGAGUUCAUCUUUACCUCUACCGAUCCUCUCCCUAUUGAUCGAGACAAUCGCGAGCUAUUUGCACCGCGAGACUACUCUAUCUUCCAGCGCCAACACCGUGAAGACCCCAAGGGCGAAUUGCACCUGGAUGAUUCGCUACCAACCCUGUUUCCUAGCGACGUGACCCUGCAGGUGGAAGACAUCCGCUGGCCGACUGUGAUCGACAUCGUGGGUAUUCUGGACCACGUGCUGGGGAACAUGCGUCGGAGAUUGACUUCAAGCCACGGGCGUCUUCGUCUAGCAGAUUACAAGCUCAGCCUGUACAAGAAGCACUGUUCAAAAGAAUUUCAUGAACUCAACGAUCCUAAAACCACCGACCUCCUCUGA